Sardina pilchardus (European sardine) is the source of this 1496-nucleotide messenger RNA. Its product is annotated as calcium uniporter regulatory subunit MCUb, mitochondrial-like. Gene Ontology annotation, cellular component: uniplex complex; mitochondrial inner membrane. Gene Ontology annotation, biological process: calcium import into the mitochondrion; mitochondrial calcium ion homeostasis. The record is from RefSeq and is a predicted model, not a curated record. The transcript has 9 exons. NCBI's taxonomy places the organism in Eukaryota, Metazoa, Chordata, Actinopteri, Clupeiformes, Clupeidae. Bases 234 to 1244 code for a protein of 336 amino acids. Gene Ontology annotation, molecular function: calcium channel inhibitor activity.
CGCACACUUCUUUUAAAAAUUCUGUCACUCUCUGCAUUUGCCAGUCUAUCUAUAUUGUUACUUCCCCUAAGGAGGAGUUACACAAAUAUAACACGUGAGAUUUUACGCCGUCGUCGUAGUAGGCCAACUUCAGUACAGUGAUGCACAAAAAUAUUGAAAUGAUUUGAAAGACACAUCCGGGUUCCGUAGUUGGUCGUUCUGACGGUUCUGCACGCGCUUGUCACCAUUCCGAGAUGGGUUCACUAGGGCGCGUCCUUACUCUUCGGUUCGGAGGCAUCCCAGGAGUUCGGAUCUUGCGACCGCUGUUUUUCGAGAAGCUGAGGACACCCACCACUCUUUCCACUGUGUUUUGCAGCUCUCUGCCUCCACCCCCAGUCAUAGAGGUGCAGUACCGUCAUGGCCGCCCUGGCCUGCACUUGAUGCUGCCGUCUCGUGGGGAGGCGUGCCGCUUCCCUCUCAGGCCCAUGAUGAUGACCGUGGCCGACUUCAUGUCGGACAUCCAGAAUGAGGACCCCGGGGUCACCACAACUGCCAUACUGACCGCAGAUGGAGACAAGGUGUCCUCUACAACCCUACUCGACUCAAUUCUGAAGAGUAACUUCCAGCUGGUCAUCAAUGACACCACCUACAGCGUCAUCUCACCCGCCAAUGAUGAGCUAUGCCAUGAGCAUCUGACGGGGCUGGAGGAUGUGAAGAUGGUGGUUCACCUGCUCUACACAGCCCUCCAUCUGCCAGACCACCAGCGCCUCAAGGAGAGACAGCUCCUGGAGAGACUGGACACCCUCACACAGCUGCUGCAGCCCCUUGAGGAGGAGCGUGCUAGUCUGGAGGCCCGUGUGGGGGCUGAGUCCACGCGCUAUGUGUGGGCUGGGCUGGCCUACAUGUCUGUGCAGGGGGGCUUCAUGGGCUGGCUCACCUGGUACGUCUUCUCCUGGGACGUCAUGGAGCCCAUCACCUACUUCAUCACCUACACCUGGAGCAUGGGGCUGCUCGCCUACUUCAUACUCACACAGCAGGGAAACAACUCUGCGCCACCUGUCUCAAUAGCCAAUCAGGAGUUCAUGUAUGCUGAUGCCAAAGACCGUCACUUCCUGACACGCCUCCACCGUGCAGCAGCCAGAGAGGGUUUUGACAUUGCACGUUACAACAAGCUCAAGGCGGAGGUUAAAGAGGUGGAAGAUGACUUGCGUCGCUUGAGGAAUCCCAUCAAGCUUCAGUUACCAGUGGAGCAACUCCAAGGCUGAGACUGACAGACAGACUGUACAGUGCAGUGUUGUACUGAGCUCUGCAUUUGGAUAUUGCCUUAAGAUUGUGAAACACAAUAUCGCUACACAUAGCCCUACACAACCUGUAUGGAGACACUGCUUUAGAUGGGUUGAGUUUAACUAUGUUUCUAUUGUUAUUUUUAUGUCUAUAACAGGCUUUUAUUUGUAUAUUGUCUAUUACUAUAAAGCUUUACAAAUAAUUAUGUAGAAAUAAAGUAUUUUCUUGCUUAA